AAUGUUGCUUGGUAUUUCUUAAGGUUAGGUUUGGAGAUUGGAAGGAUGAUAUAUGUGGGGUGCCUGGCUCCCUGGAUGCCAAUUAAGAAAGCUUGUCGAUUUUUUGGAUCGGCUCUUCCUUUGUUGGCAUCAGGUAGUCAAGCACGUGAAAUCUCUUUAUAAUUUCUAUCGAAAACAUUACAGCAGGGGUAGUUUCGCCUUCUUUCGAGUUUUCUUCGUUCGUGGUCCAAGAUCUUUCAUUAAGGAUAAUCUCAAAGGUGAUCCAUAUGCAUCAAGGGUUUUUAUCUACAUCGCAAUCGAAACCAAAAAUUCAGAAGAUGUUGAAAUGAUCUUACUCAAAGAUUCUUUUACUUAUUCAUCUGAUUUACAUCCCUCAAAAUCUCCAACUACUACAUGUAUCAAAAUCUCCGACCGCCGUCCGGUCAAGCCGACGGCAACCCCUGUAUUCUUCUCUCGCCACUACAUGCACUAAAUUUCAGAGAUUGAAAUUCGUACAUUCUUUAGAACACUCUGUUGUUUUUCCCCACUUGCAUUAGGAAAGACUCUGUUUUUUACAUGAUGGCGCAAGAGUAAGGGUCAUUAUUGUAAUAGUGCCCGCCGGCGGCGGGGUUCAUCUGGUAGACGUAGUGAGGCGGGCCACCGGCGUACCCGUACGACCAAAUGGCGGCCGGCAGCGGCGGCGGUUUGGAAUCUUGAUCCUCCGGCUUCUUGUCCUCCUCCUUCUUCUCUUCCACAGGGCCGAGGCUGACGAGUUCAGCGUGUCCCACUUUGUUCCGGAGCAGAGUGACGAGCGCCGCCGAGUCGAUUCCGUCGCCGGUGACCACGAUUUGGGUCUUCUCCGGCCCGUCCAAGGACGCCGAGUCGACUCCGUUGGCACCCACGACGAUCUUCAUCGCCUUGGAUCGUGACUUGUCUUUGUUCAUUGAGACCUUGAUCACUAACUUUUGCUGUUUGGAACCCAAAUAAUAAAAAAAAAAAAAAACUAGCCAUUCAAUGAAUCCGUUGCAGGACACAAGUGGAAAGUCGACUUCAAAUAUGAGAUGGGUUUAGUGUUCUUACCUUCAUGAUUGAGAUACGGAUGAGAAUCGAGCUAAUCAAGGUGAAUUUUUUGUAUCAGAGGGAGGGAAAGGAAGCUUUGAUUGAAGCUUUGAUUUUCCUGGGGAUUGGUGUUUCUGGGCAUUUAUAUGCAUGCAAAAACAGGGGAGGUUGUUUGGUUGUGUGGAAAAAUGGGGUCUGUACAUUUUCCAAGCAGUAACAGAGAAUCUCCAAGGAAAUGAUCGCUUGGAGCCCACAGCAGAGCAGAGGCUCACCACCGGGAAUUUGUUUGUUUGGUUAUUAAAGGGAAGGGUAAAAAUUCCAUGUUUGGUCACUUAAUUUACUAAAAAGUAUAAUGUUUAGUCAUUAAAAAUAUUUAAUUCCAAUAUCGGU
Messenger RNA from Linum tenue, 1428 nucleotides. Lineage: Eukaryota; Viridiplantae; Streptophyta; Magnoliopsida; Malpighiales; Linaceae. The record is from the annotation of a GenBank genome assembly.